AUGGACAACAGCAUCCAUCCCCGCCGUCCCAAUCAUCCUUCAAUACAUCCUUCUUCUCGUCGCCAUCAGCGCAGCCAGAGCCAGCCAACGGACGACGAGACCAUAUACCCUUCCCCUGCCCCGUCUCCCAGACCUGGUCUCCGCCUGUCACUCCAUCUCUCCAACAACAAGAUCGACAUCACCUCCCACUCCCCCUCUUCCUUCUCUUCCUUCUCCUCUUCCUCGUCUUCCUCCUCUUCCUCUUCUUCCUCAACCACUCCACACCCGCCACAGCACACCCACCACCACCAGUUCCCUUACUCCUCCGCAACUCCGCGGCACUCAACUUCCUCGUCCUUGUCCAUAUCGUCACAAUAUACCUCUGCCACUGCUUCCUCCGCCUUUGCCCCGUCCUACACCGGUCUCACAGAUACCUCUUCCUCCUCAACCACCACCCCCAACCACACCCCUCUCAAUGGAUCGCCAUCGUCCCCCUUUUUGGCCAACGAUUCUCCUUCAGCCGAGACCGCCGCACACAGCAGCAGCAGCAGCAACAGCAACAGGUCCAGUUUCAACUUCACUGGCCACACUCUUAGGGGCAAACGACCCGCGUCCUCCUCCUCCCUCUCCAGACUCGCUGCCUUCACCACCAACGACGGUUCCACAAAGACCCUAAUGUGCUGCCCACAUUGCACCGCCCCCCUCUCUGUAGCCAUCGUUCAAAGACCGCGACCCAUCUCCACCCCGUCCUCUGGCUUCAUAUCUCCGUCCUCCUUCCCCUCCUCUCCAACCACUGCACCCUCGCCAUCGUCCACUCCCACUCCCGCUGACACCAUCAGCACAGCCCCGCUCCCAUCCCCUUCCUCCCCAGCAGCAUCCCAGACCCAGACCGUCUCCUCUUUAGCCCAGGCCUUUCAAACCCUCUCGUCAACCGCCCAAAUCGCCUUGCUGGCCCAGCUUGUCAACAUCUGCACCAUCUCCCAGCUCACCCACCUCUCCUCCAUCAUCGCCCCAAAACUUAAACGCGACUUCCUACGGGACCUGCCUCUCGAACUCGCCCACCAUAUUCUCUCCUUUGUCGACGACCCACAAUCGCUAGCAAGAAUCAGCCAGGUAUCGAGGUUCUGGCACGAGCUAGUCGAGACCGAGGACUGGGUCUGGCGCACACAAUGUGUCCUGCAAUUCGGCCCAACCUCCUGUUCCUCCUUGCCAAGCCCAAAGUCUUAUAGGGCCCCGAGGAUGGGUUUUCUGUAUUCAACGAGUCCGACGAGUCUGGAUGCAGUGUCAAACACGCUGAAGGCGCUUUCCAACACUGCCAGUAGUGCAAAUGGGACUAGUAGUGCUGGCGGCGGAUCUAGCGUGAAUUCGUCCCAUCGGCUAUCGCUCACCUCGACUGCCACUGCUAGUUCCGGUUUAGUUUCAGGAACGACGACCACGACAACAGGUGAGCCGACUUGUUCUUUGACAAGAGCUUCUCCAGCCUGGGCGAAUACCCGUGAGCUGCCCCUGAUCUCGACUUCGACUACUCCUUCUCCUUCGUCCGCGGGACUGGGUAUCGCAGCCGUGCCAACACCGACUAGCGGUAACAAUACUGCAACCUCGACGGUCCUCUCUUCGAUGCUGUUGGCCAAUCAGGGGUCACUCUCUUCUCCACUGUUGCAUCAUGGCCCAUGCGACAACAAUAGUAGUGCAGGUGGUACAACCUCUAUAUCCAUGUUGCGCUCGGGCAUGACAUCAAGAUUGACAGCUACGUCAGCUGCAGCUUCGACCUCACCUUCAACCUCAACCGCUGUGUCAGGAUCGGCUUCUCCGACAUCACUGUCGUCUCCAGAGGCACUCGGUGGCGUCAUGUCUGCACUGUCGGUCUUGGAGGGGAAAACCAAGAGGACGACCCCUGAUACCCCAUUGUCGGAUUUGCAGCUGCAACAAAGCCUUCUUUACAGUGGACAAUUGGUAUUACAGCAACAGCAGCAGGAGCAGCAACAGCAAGCGCGACUGUACCGACAGACGACGUCGUACAAGGCGUACUUCAAACGACGAUAUAUGAUUGACCGCAAUUGGUUCUUGGGACGGCACAGUCUUAUUUCAAACACCACACCGGAAACUGGAGUCGUGACCUCGCUGCAGUUUGAUCAUCAUCAUAUUGUGGUUGGAUGCGAUAACAGCCGGAUUCAGAUCUUUGAGACAACAACAGGUCGGUUAUUGAGGACCUUGAAGGGCCAUUCAGGAGGCGUCUGGGCGCUAGAAUUCGUCAAGGGCGUGGGUGCUACGGGUGAAAAAAUCUUGGUUUCGGGGGGAUGCGACCGUGAGGUGCGUGUCUGGGAUAUGAACACAGGAUGGUGUCGUCAGGUUAUGUCUGGCCAUAGCGGUACGGUCCGCUGUCUGAAGUUGCAUCAACUUCCUGCUAACACCAGGACCAGCAAUAGCAACAGCGGCAGUAGUAGCAGCGCGACUAUCUCUGCUCAGGAGACUCAGCCACGACAACAUUUAGCCAUCACCGGAUCCAGGGACGCAACCCUUCGAGUCUGGGACAUCCAGACCGGCAAGAACAUCUUUCUACUCCAAGGUCAUCGGGACUCUGUGCGGUGCAUGGAAGUCCGUGGGGAACUGCUGGUCUCGGGAUCAUACGACUGCACCGCCCGUGUCUGGAGUCUGGUCACUGGAGAGUGUCUGCUGGUCCUGCAGGGUCACUUCCAACAGAUUUACUCGAUUGCAUUCAAUGGCGAAUACAUCAUCACCGGCUCUUUGGACUCGACCUGUCGACUCUGGUCACCCGUCUCGGGACAAUGUCUGGCGACCCUGCAAGGGCACACUCAGCUGGUCGGACAGCUGCAGUUGUCCGGCGACAGUUUGAUGACCGGCGGAGGGGACGGGUUCAUGUACCUGUGGAACCUUAAAUCAAUGGAGUGUCAGUAUCGGGUACAGGCCCAUGACCAGUCCGUGACAAGUCUGUGCUUCGACGCCAAGAGGAUCGUCACCGGUGGAAACGAUGGUGCCGUCAAGCUCUGGGAUCGUCAGACAGGCAAAUUUAUCCGCCUGUUGACAAAGACCGAUGCCGCCAUCUGGAGGGUCGCUAUCUGUGAGGAACGCGUCGUCAUGUGCAUGCAGAAGAAUGGACACACCGCCAUGGAGGUCCUGUGCUUUGAUUCUGAGGCGCCCCUGUUGCCAGAUACCCACACAACCACGUUUUUGCAGGACCAUCUCCUCCACCAUCCUCACUCUUAG
Gamsiella multidivaricata is the source of this 3204-nucleotide messenger RNA. RefSeq lists its product as uncharacterized. Gene Ontology annotation, molecular function: ubiquitin binding. Lineage: Eukaryota; Fungi; Mortierellomycota; Mortierellomycetes; Mortierellales; Mortierellaceae. The transcript has 2 exons. The record is from RefSeq and is a predicted model, not a curated record. Gene Ontology annotation, biological process: proteasome-mediated ubiquitin-dependent protein catabolic process; ubiquitin recycling. Bases 1 to 3204 code for a protein of 1067 amino acids. Gene Ontology annotation, cellular component: cytoplasm; nucleus.